CGGGGCUUGGCCUGAGGGAGCGAGGGCGCGCGUGUCCGCCCGGCCGCCAGUGUGUGAGGCGAGAGCCGGCGUCGUCGUCGUCGUCUUCCUCCUCCUCCGCCUCGUCCUCCUCGGGCCCCACUGAGGCGGCGAUGAUGUCGGUGCGCGUGGCGGCCCCUCCGGCCGUGGAGCUGAAAGAGCUGGGCGGCGGGCCGCUGGACAAGGCCGGAGGAGGCGGCGGCGGCGGCGGCGGAGGGGGGUCCGGGGCCUGCGCUCAGGCCGCCUCCGCGCCGCCCAACCCGCCGCCUCAGCCGCCCGCCGAGUCCGGCCCGCCGGUCGCGGCAGGCGGAGGCGCGCCGGCCCCCGCCAAGGCGCCUCAGGCUUCGGCCAUGAAGCGCAGCGAGCCCGCGCCUCAGGCUUCCUCUCGGGCCCAGCAGCAGCAGCAGCAGCAGCCUCGGCUGGCCGGAGACGGGGGCGACAGCAGCGGCGGCGGCGCGGGCGGGCAGCUGGGCGAGGCCCUGGUCAGCCCCGACGGGACCGUCACGGAGGCGCCGCGCACCGUCAAGAAGAUCCAGUUUGCGGACCAAAAGCAAGAAUUCAACAAGCGCCCCACAAAGAUUGGCCGCCGUUCCCUGUCCCGAUCCAUCUCUCAGUCAUCAACGGAUAGCUACAGCUCUGCUGCCUCCUACACAGACAGCUCUGAUGAUGAGACCUCCCCCCGGGACAAGCAGCAGAAGAACACCAAAGGCAGCAGUGACUUCUGCGUGAAAAAUAUCAAGCAGGCUGAAUUUGGGCGCCGGGAAAUAGAAAUUGCCGAGCAAGAAAUGCCUGCGCUCAUGGCCUUGAGGAAACGAGCUCAGGGAGAGAAGCCAUUGGCUGGAGCCAAGAUCGUGGGCUGUACGCACAUCACAGCCCAGACUGCUGUUCUCAUGGAAACCCUUGGUGCCUUGGGUGCUCAGUGCCGGUGGGCGGCCUGCAACAUCUACUCCACCCUCAAUGAAGUAGCUGCUGCGCUGGCUGAGAGUGGAUUCUCCGUUUUUGCCUGGAAGGGAGAAUCUGAGGAUGACUUCUGGUGGUGCAUUGAUCGCUGCGUCAAUGUUGAAGGGUGGCAGCCAAAUAUGAUCUUAGACGAUGGUGGGGAUCUCACACACUGGAUCUACAAGAAGUACCCCAACAUGUUUAAGAAGAUCAAGGGGAUCGUAGAGGAGAGUGUCACUGGCGUCCACAGAUUGUAUCAGCUAUCAAAGGCAGGCAAGCUGUGCGUCCCAGCUAUGAAUGUCAAUGACUCUGUCACCAAGCAGAAGUUUGACAACCUCUAUUGCUGCCGGGAAUCCAUUUUAGAUGGCCUUAAAAGGACAACCGAUAUGAUGUUUGGAGGAAAGCAAGUCGUAGUCUGUGGCUACGGAGAGGUGGGCAAGGGCUGCUGCGCUGCACUGAAGGCCAUGGGCUCCAUUGUGUACGUGACAGAGAUCGACCCCAUUUGUGCCCUGCAAGCCUGCAUGGACGGCUUCCGUCUUGUGAAACUGAACGAAGUGAUUCGGCAAGUCGACAUUGUUAUCACUUGCACAGGUAACAAAAACGUAGUGACCAGAGAACAUCUUGACAGAAUGAAGAACAGUUGCAUCGUUUGUAACAUGGGGCAUUCCAACACUGAAAUUGACGUGGCCAGCUUGCGUACUCCGGAGCUGACAUGGGAGCGGGUGAGGUCUCAGGUAGACCAUGUGAUUUGGCCUGACGGGAAGAGGAUAGUGCUGCUGGCAGAGGGGCGCUUGCUGAACCUGAGCUGCUCCACAGUUCCAACCUUUGUGCUGUCAAUAACAGCGACUACCCAGGCUCUGGCCUUGAUAGAGCUCUACAACGCCCCGGAAGGACGCUACAAGCAGGACGUCUACCUGCUCCCUAAAAAAAUGGAUGAGUACGUGGCAAGUCUUCAUCUCCCAACAUUCGACGCACACCUGACGGAGCUUUCGGAUGAGCAAGCGAAAUACUUGGGUCUAAAUAAACACGGGCCUUUCAAACCAAACUACUACAGGUAUUAAUUUCCUGUGGCUGUAGCUGGAAGGAAGAGGAGGAGCAAAAACCUCAAGACCUCUCUCGGCUACCGUGCAGGACAAACCAGUACAAGCUUCUGAACAUAGAACCAGGCUUGCUGCCGUAGUACACAGUGUGUUAGGUUAUUUAUUUAUUAAACUAGAAUACUGUAAAUGCGGCCUCUGCCAAUGGUGUUUUUUAAACUGCCAUGGGACUGUGAGAUGAUGGACUUUGGGGGGUGGUUUUUUGGGGGGUGUGGGGAGUGGAAAGCUGUAGUUGGGGGCUGGGGGAAGGAGAGAGAUUGUCUGGCCAAAUGAAUUUUACCGCAGAUUAUGUCAGCUUCAAGCAAUCUUGUUAUCACUGUUAUGUCUAAUCCAGUGUACAAAUUAACAAAGGGGGCUGGAAGAGAGCAGCCAAAGUUGGAUGGGCGUGAGAGAGCCGGGGAGCCAUCGCUCCAAGUUUCCUUCGCUUCUCUCUCUCUCUCUCUCUCUCUGUCUUUCUUGUGUUUUUGCCAUGGCAGUUGGGAAAGCGGCUGCAGAUUUGCUUUAACGUGGAAGCCUCACAAGUCCGCUCCACAUGCUGCUAAGACACUUGCAACCUCAUUGCGGGGGAAACCUUCUUCUGAAUUUAGCUGCUUGUGCAAAGGGGAGGGGCAGCUUCUGGAGAGCAGGCCAGGCAAAUGUUGCCCCCUCCUCUCUCCCCCCCCCCAUGCCUACCUUGCUGGGGUCUGUGGAGCAGGCACCCUUUUUUCGCAUAAGAUCAUUGUUGUGCUUCUGCAAUAGCCUUGCAGGUUUUAUAUGCAAGUCGCGACGAGCUCCCGCCCUCCCUAUGCCUACCAAAGCUUCAUUCUUGCAGGACUUGUGGUGUUGGGGCAUUACGUGCUCCUCCUGACGCCAAGCAGCCAAGCAACUUGUGUUGGCCCCUGCGGAACAGGGCGGUAGAACGCUGGCAGGCCUGCUAGCGAGAACCCUUCUCGUCCCACGAUCCUUCUCUCUGUGCCAAGGGAUUGUAGUCCUUGCUGAGAAUAGACUUUGAGACCCACAUGUAUUUGGUUUUAGGAAACGUCCAAGUCUCUCCCCCCCCCCCCCCGGUUGGGCAGCUGUUGCUUUUUAAACAGGCGCCAUCAACAUCCUGCAAAUGUGACCUGGGCAUUCGUUUGCACAAAUCUGCUUUCCAGUUGUUCGCAGGAGCAGAGCGGGUUCUGUUAGCGUGAAGCGAACCAGGGGUGAAUUUGUCGGUGAUGCUGGGCCUGAGCCAGUGGGAACAUUUGCUGGGCGAGGCACAUUGAAAUGGAUGAGCCUUGAGCUUCCUUGGUCUUGCACGUCUCCCGCGAUCCAUUUUGAAAGCGCCUUGUGCGGGGAUUCUCCUGCUGGGCCGUUCCCGUCGUGUCCCGAUUCUGCUCUAAAGGGAAACCCCACCCAAACGGAUUUUGCCUUUCCAUUGAACUGCCCCAGGCUUCACGGUGUCCUAUGAAAAGAGCGCAGCUGCUCUCAGGUCCUGGGGCAUCUGGUGGAAACAGGAUACUGGCUUUGGGGUAAUCCAGGAGCCAGGCACUUCUGGUGUCCUCAGAUUCAGGCAAGACAACCUCAGGCUGCAUCCAGACCAAUAUUCCUCUUGCAGUUGUUUUUUCCUUUUGUGUCUCUCCAUGCUGGUAUUAUUCUGGCACUGCAGCCAUAGAUUUUUCUUUUUCUACGAUUAUUAACACUCCAAAUUGGCACAGUUGCAGCCAGGGACCCAUACCCAUUUGAAUACAUUUUAUUCAUUUCACCAGUAAAGAGGGAAUGAAUCCCACCUUCGGACGGGGUCACGAAAGACCUGGAUUCAGGGAUGGCUUACCUUUUGCUGAAAGAACUUAGCUCGUGCAUUUGAUCUGCUACCUGAGAUUGUCAGAGCAACAGCAGAGCAAAUUUCCUGGCAGGAGAUAGCUUGAAAAUGGGAAAAGAAAAAGUCUUCCGGUGGAGUCAGGAGAAGGUGGGGCAGAGAAAGGAGCAAAGCUUUUGUUAAUUUAAUUUAAUUUAAGCUUUUGCCGGGGGGGGGGGGAGCGGAGGAGAAGAAAAGAGAAAAUGGGGUGCAGAGAAUUGCAGAACUAGUUGUGGGUGCCUGUCUGGCUUUCUGUGGAAAUCUGCCCAGUCUCUGUACAUCCUUCAUGUUUUCAGUAGCAAAGGUUAGUCCGACUGUGAUGUUUCUGGAGGGCAUGGCUAUGUGAAGAGUUUGACUGUGCAAUUCUUCACCGUUUCUUAAAAAUCUGGUCGUGCAUUUUGUAAUACCAGUGGUGAACUAUAUAGGAAGGAGCUGUUGGGCAGUUUUGUUGCUUUUAGUACAAACUGGGUUCGUUCUUAACUUUUAAAGAAACAAAACACAUUUUUUUUUGCUUCUCUUGAGUAUAGUUUGCACCUGCUUGACUUCCAUCUGUUUGGUAUGUGUGGUGCCUGAGUCCUUGCGGAGGAACUGCCAGGGACGUGCUGCCUGCCCAGACCCCCAGGACACUUGGGGAGCAAGUGGCAAGGAAAUUGGGAAAGAUUGAGGAUUCGGGCCACAUCUCACGCUGGGGGCUGCAUUCACUUCUGCAUAGAGGAUGGUGGAAGGGCCGAUUCUGCGCCCUGCAGUGGGGGAAGUGGCUGUGUGAAUUCACCGCCCUGCUUCUCCUGACUCUUGAGUUGAAUGCUCUUCCACGUGGACUUUGGAAUAUCACGAAGCGCAAGGCCACCUUUGUUUGCUGCCCCCCCAAAUGCCCAGGUCCUUGACUUAGUCUGGCAAGGCCUGUCUUGUCCUCUUAGAUGGAGCAGCGUUGAACCCGCUACAAGAAAUAUGGCUCCAGUCGUCAGGCAGACCGAUUCUCCUAGAGUCUGUCCAAGUCCCUCUCAUCCACCCAGUGUCUCGGCUACCAGGCAUGAUAUACCCUCCCACUUCUCCAGCAAGAGACAACCGUUCUGCCAUGUGACCCCCAAAGUGUGUGACUUGAAAGGGGUGGGUGCAGUCGGGUGGGGAGAAGGGGGUCACCUGUUCAGGGUCUGUCACUAGCAAGAGCGUGUGAUGGUGCUGUCCUCAUUUGUAAAUUUGUUCGCUCUAAAUCAUUUUUAUCUUUGAUGUAGAGAAUGGCGGGAGGGAACAAACAGAAAUGUCCCACAGAAAGGGUUUUAUCUCCUCUGAUUUUCUUUUCUUAAAAAAAUAAAUAAAUCUUCCUCUGUGUUCUGCUUAUUUUCGUUUUAUUUUUUUAUUUGUCUGUAAAGCUAUUUUGCUUGCUCAGCAUUUCCCAAUCAGUCUGGAAUCGCCAUACUUCUGUGAUCAUCUCUAAAUCUUAAGCAAGUGUAAUAAAUGUUUUAUUUUCUAACGUAACAUUUCAAAGACUAUUUAAAAAAGACAGGUAGGAGACACCAGCAAAACAAAAACGCGUCAUAAGGAAAAGCGGCGAAUUGCGAUCCGAAUAUCUGAAACCAGGAAAACAAAAAUCAUGUCAUAAUUCUCCAAUAAGGAAGUUUAAAAAUAAAAAAAACUUAUGAGAUUAUAAUAUUUUCGAAAAAGGAUGUUUUAAAUAUUAAUGUCUGAGUGAUUGUAUUAGAUCAGCAAUAAGGACUCUGUAAUCUCAAAAAUAAAUAAAAUAUUGUAAAAUCCAAA
This is a messenger RNA of Podarcis muralis (Common wall lizard), 5625 nucleotides long. RefSeq names its product adenosylhomocysteinase like 2 (gene AHCYL2). Gene Ontology annotation, cellular component: cytosol. Gene Ontology annotation, biological process: L-methionine cycle. The record is from RefSeq and is a predicted model, not a curated record. Lineage: Eukaryota; Metazoa; Chordata; Lepidosauria; Squamata; Lacertidae.